AUGGCGGGCAUCAUCGGAUCGCGCAUGACUCGAAGCCAGAGCCGUGAGGCUAGCAACAAACCAAGCAAAGGGCGCAAUGCCGCAGGACAAUCUGGGCGAAAACGUAAGCAAUCUCCCCCGGCCUUCGAGACGAACAAUUUUAGCCUCGGCACUUCUGGGCUGAGUAACCUAGCCGAAGAGCCAUCGACUCCCGGCUUUGCUGCGUCCAACCAGAUGGUGCCGGAGUCACCUGAAAUCCAUGAAGGCCACACAAAUGUCUCUGGCACCACACUGGGCCACAAUGAUGUGGAACCCAUUGACUCGCAGGUUGGCAUGAAGAUUACGAACCACCUGUUCUUCAUCCAAGAACAAGCAAGCUUGGUCAUGAACCUCUUGGUUCCUCAGGAGCUGAACCCAGAUCUCAUUGCAGCUGAGGCCAAACGAUUUGAGAACCUUACUCACCCCAACGCUAAACGGCUGAAGCGAUCCUUCGAAGGAAUGAAUGAUGAGGUGAACGAUUCGCCUCUUUCUCUUAAUGGCAAGACAUUCUUGAACAUCCCACAAGUCCGCCGUCUGCUUUCUCCCACUCAAUUUGAAACAUCCAUCCCCAAUUUGCACAUGACAAAUUGUGCGCUCUUGGCUCUCAACAUUUUCUUUUCAAAAGGUGGGACCUGUCCCGAGCCACAAGUUAUUCAAGAGCUAGAUGCCGGUUUCCCCGUGUGUUUUAUGAACGAUGUUGCAGAAGAUUCCAAGUCUAGGGCCAUUGGCUCGAGCAACACUCAAGAUUCGACCUUCAACCUUGCCCUGAGUAUCAGAACGCAUUUCUUCAUCAUGGAACUGCAAAGGCGUCAGCAGGAGCCUGACUUCAACCCGUUCUCUAUCUUGAGGCAAAUAUUCUGCAUGGAUCUUAUCCCUAGUGAAGACAGCUUUCAAGAGAGUCCUGGCUCCUUCCGGGGCUUUAACUUGCCGGGGGUAUUCCAGGAUGAGGACUGCCAUCUUCCUGUAAACCUUCCCGAUAAGUUUCAGAUCGCUGUCAGUGACAGAUUCAAUGAGCUUCAUGAAGAAAUAUCUGAAUGGGAGGAUGAUUGUGAUGUGGUUGGCUUGAAGAAGGCAUACAGGUGGCGCUCAGUUGAACGCGAUCUUGCACGUUGGAUCCAUACGCGCAGCCGAGAGAUCAAGGAAGACAUCCGGCGCUUAUCAGAGAUACAAGCGCAGCAGUCCCCUGCGCGUCGCUUCACUCCAGCCCUAUUAGGAACCCCUAAUCGACGUGAAGCCUCAACUGUGCCUCUAAGCGCUGAACCUCCUCGACAGGUUCCUCCUAUUCAAAACGCCCAGUCUCCUCAAAAGGAACGCCCGGUAAAUGAAGCGAUUGAAAACAAUUCUCCUCCGCCGGCGAAUUCACCUCAAAAGGCAUCAGGGCCGGUUGUUGCCGAGCCAGUUCCCAAGGAUCCAGCCCGACGCAAGUCCAAGAGCAAUUACCGAGAUGCUUCUUCAUUCGCAGCUCUUAAGAGACGCAUGGAUAUCAGUCGUCAGCAAUCUUUUUCUAACGUCGCCUCGCACCCGCCUAAUAGGUCUGUGACUACAAACAUAGAAGAUCAAAGUAUGGAUGCCGGACCCUCUACUGGUCACAUCACCUCAGAGCCUCGCGAAAUUCAUGAAUCUCCCGACCCAAGCUACACAGAUCUUGCAGACGACUUCACAUACGUCAACAACGACGAGGAAUUGGAUCUCGGCCAGGAUCAUGAAGGUGGUGUCCUGGCAUCAACCAGCCCCUCGGCCUCCGCCAGAAUCAAUCGAGUCAGCCACAAUCCCAACUUGUACUUCGAUUCGCCGAAUAAUCAACGCUCACGGCAAGCUGCCGAGAGAAGCUCUCAUGCUAAUGACAGAUCCAAAGCUCAUCGCCGCUUAUUCAUUGAGAAGCAAAAGAAUGCUGGAAAGGUGUCCCCGAUCAGCUAUGCCGAUACCCAGAGCGCGGAAAGAAGACGUGAUGUGCCUCCGCAUGCAAAAUCCAACAAGCGACAGAAUCCCUUCAAUGAUUCGAGCGAUGACUCAGAUGAUACCUCGAGUGAUUUUGAACAAGAUACCCGCGAUACUGGCCGGAGGCCUGAAAAGCGACAACGCUUCCAAGGAGGUGCCAGGGGUGAAAGUGUAGGAAACCAACUUCAGUUGAGCCUCAAUGACGCCAGGCAAACAAGCCAGGGCCUACCAAAUUCUACACAUAUGCCUCGUGUGAAAGGCCGAGAGGACAGUGAAGAAGAUAUCACCGAUGGAGAGACUAUCGCCGAUCAAACGUCGCCCGCUCGCCGGCUGCCAUUCCAGACCCCUUCUACAGGAGCCGAUGAUAGCCACUGGGCGAAGGUCAAGGCCCGAGCCACGGAUCCCAGCCUUAAUAAACGGAAGCCCACCUCCCGGUGGUCAGAGAAAGAAGACGAGCGCCUCCUCAAGCUCAUGGGACUUUACGGCACGUCUUAUGCUCUUGUCAAGAAGGCAGACAGUACAUUUCCUGCGAGUGGUGGUGGGCCUCUUCUCGAGGAUCGCAGCCAGGUCCAGUGUAAAGACCGGGCUCGUAACCUUAAAAAGAAGUUCGAGAGAGAGGGCCAGGCAGUCCCAAAGUGUUUGGCCUCUAUCAAGGUCUAA
Molecule: messenger RNA, 2616 nt
Organism: Penicillium soppii
Lineage: Eukaryota; Fungi; Ascomycota; Eurotiomycetes; Eurotiales; Aspergillaceae
Exons: 4
Coding region: 1-2616 (871 amino acids)
Source: RefSeq, a predicted model, not a curated record